Molecule: messenger RNA, 2903 nt
Organism: Punctularia strigosozonata HHB-11173 SS5
Lineage: Eukaryota; Fungi; Basidiomycota; Agaricomycetes; Corticiales; Punctulariaceae
Product: alpha-glucosidase
Exons: 13
Coding region: 6-2882 (958 amino acids)
Biological process (GO): carbohydrate metabolic process
Molecular function (GO): hydrolase activity, hydrolyzing O-glycosyl compounds; carbohydrate binding
Source: RefSeq, a predicted model, not a curated record
UCAUCAUGAAGCUUGGCCUGCUCGCGUUCGCCGCCGCGUUCUAUGGCGCACGAGCAACAUACAUCGACCCGAGUGUGCUCGAUGCCUGCCCAGGUUACGACGCGACGAAUGUAUCGACGUCCGGCGCGGACCUCACCGCGAACCUCGUCCUCCGAGGCCCAUGCGGCGUCUUUGGCGACGACGUGAAGACUCUGCGGCUCGAGGUUUCAUACGAGACCUCGACGCGCAUACAUCUGAAGAUCACCGAUCCAUCCUCAACGCGAUACGAAGUUCCGGAUUCGGUCUUCGCCCGCCCGACACCGGACGCCACACCACCGCAAAACGCGAGCAUCGAGUUCACCUACACUUCCUCGCCCUUCUCCUUCUCCAUCCUCCGCGCCUCGACGCACGAAUCGCUCUUCAGCACCGGCGCACAUCCCAUCAUCUUCGCGCCUCAAUACCUGCGCGUCAAAACCGAUUUACCCGCGCACGCGAAUGUGUACGGGCUCGGUGAACACACGGACACCUUCCGCCUCCCGACCCUUAACUUCACCCGGACGCUUUGGAGCCGCGACGCUUACGGCGUGCCGAACGGGACGAACCUGUACGGAAACCACCCCGUCUACUUCGACCAUCGCACCAGCGGCACGCACGGCGUGUUCUUCCUCAAUUCCAAUGGGAUGGACAUCAAGCUCGAUGAACCGGAGGGGAGCAACACGACGACGUUGGAGUAUAAUGUGGUUGGCGGCGUAAUCGACAUGUACUUCCUUGCAGGGAGCAUGACGGACCCGAACGAGGUGGCGAGGCAGUACGCAGACCUUGCAGGCAAGCCGGCGGAGGUACCGUAUUGGAGCUUGGGGCUACACCAGUGCCGAUUUGGUUACGAAAGCUUCGUGGACGUCGCGGACGUGAUCGUGAACUAUUCCAAGGCCAAUAUUCCACUCGAAACUAUGUGGACCGACAUCGAUUACAUGUACAACCGUCGCGUUUUCACUCUGGAUGCCGACUAUUUCCCUACGUCCCGCAUGCGCGAGAUCGUCGACUACCUGCACGCGCACGAUCAGCAAUACGUGAUGAUGGUAGACCCCGCGGUUGCCUACCUUCCCAAUGAGGCUGACAGCGCAUACGCCCGCGGUUCUGAGAAAGGCGUCUGGCUCCGCUAUCCAAACGGCUCCUACUACGAAGGUCUUGUCUGGCCCGGUGUUACCGUUUGGCCAGAUUGGUUUAAUCCCGACGCGUCCCCCUUCUGGACUGCCGAGUUUGCAAGCUUCUUCAAUCCAUCGACCGGGAUCGACAUUGACGGCGCGUGGAUCGACAUGAACGAGCCUUCGAGCUUCUGCGUUUUCCCGUGCACGGAUCCGGCACAGCAGGCGAUCGAGCAGAACCUGCCACCACAGAGGACAAGUUCACCACCUGACCCUGACACACCGAUCUUCGGUGGCACCGCGAGCGCGACGGCGAGUUCAUCAAAGGCAACUACCGCGAGCGCAAGUUCGGCUUCAGCCGUGUCGUCGGUUUCUGUUUCAGCAAGUUCCGUACCGGCGAGCUCGAUUUCAACUUCAGCAACGUCGGCCUCCGCGAGCUCAGCUUCGGUCGCAGCAUCUUCGGCCCCUAGAGCCUCAGCUUCGGCGAUCAGUCCAAGGGAGAAGAAGAUUGGGGCAGCAAAGCGCGAGCAGCAGCCGAUCAGCCACGACGGCGAGGAUAUGAACACGCCGCCGUACCAGAUCAACAACGCGGCGGGCGUGCUAUCGAGCAAAACCGCUGAUACGGACGCGACUCAUUACAAUGGACUGAUCGAGUACGAUACACACAACCUGUACGGCACCAUGAUGUCCGCGGCAACCCGCGAGGCGAUGCUUGCCCGUCGCCCGGGACUGCGCACGCUCGUCAUCACACGCUCGACCUUCGCUGGUGCCGGGGCACGCGUCGGUAAAUGGCUCGGCGACAACUUCAGCACAUGGUGGCAUUACCGCGCCAGUAUCGCGGGCUUGCUCGGCAUGACGACCGUGUACCAGGUGCCGAUGGUCGGAAGUGACAUCUGCGGUUAUGCCGAGAAUACGACGGAGAACUUGUGUGCGCGCUGGGCGAUGUUGGGUGCAUUUAGCCCGUUCAUGCGAAACCAUAACGCGGACACGUCCAUCAGUCAGGAGUUCUAUCGCUGGCCGACAGUGGCGCAAGCGGCGCGCAACGCGCUCAAUAUUAGGUACCGCCUACUCGACUACCUAUACACGGCGCUGCACCAAGCAAGCGUGGACGGCACGCCCGUCGCAUCGCCACUCUGGUUCGCAUACCCCUCGGAUGCGAACACGUUCGGGAUCGACCUGCAGUACCUCUUCGGUCCCUCCGUGCUCGUCUCGCCCGUCACGGAGGACGACGCGACGUCCGUCUCUUUCUACCUCCCAAAUGACCGCUUCUACGAUUUCGCCACGCUCGCUCCGGUCGAAGGUACUGGUGCACAGGUCACACUUGAAAACGUCAACUUCACGAGCAUACCGCUGCACAUCAAGGGCGGCUCGGUGCUGCCGUUGCGUGUGAGCGGUGCGAUGACGACCAAAGCGCUCCGGGCGACCGACUUCGAGCUCGUCGUCGCCCCCGGGCGAAACGGCCGCGCGACCGGCAAGCUCUAUGCGGACGAUGGAGUGUCGCUCACGCAGAACAAGACCACUCAGGUUGACUUCGCGUUCGCAAACAACGUGCUGUCGGUGAAGGGCAGCUUCGGGUAUCCGCUCGGGGUUAACGUACGACGUGUGCGGGUAUUGGGCGCAAAGAGGCCGCUGGGGGCGGAGCUCAGUAUCGCCGGGAAAGGCAAGAAUUUGAAGGUUACUUGGGACAAGACACCGCAAGUGCUAAAUGUAGACGUGGGGAUCGUGUUUGGUCAGGAUUUCCAGAUCAAGCUAUCGUGAACUACGUGAAUAAUAUUUUCU